Messenger RNA from Oppiella nova, 606 nucleotides. Lineage: Eukaryota; Metazoa; Arthropoda; Arachnida; Sarcoptiformes; Oppiidae. The record is from the annotation of a GenBank genome assembly.
AUGUUGGCCAUAAAGUUCGACAACCAUGUACAAAUUAUACAGGCUAUUGUCGAGCACAAUUACUACGCUACUGUGGUGGCCAGAUUUAACCGUAUGACCCUAUUGACCCGGCUAUUGGCUGCACAAUUUGUCGUGGUGUUUGUGUUCAUACUAUUAUUGUUUAUCAUGUGCUCCCGCGUAUCGACCGCCGCUCAGAGGCCAUACCCGACACUAUUGGCAUAUAUGACAACCGCGGGGCCGACCCUAUCAGUCCGCCAUAGGCUUACGAUCGACACAUUCAUUCAGCAACUGUCGGGCCCUGACAUCGGAUACUAUUGCUAUGACUUGUUUCCUAUGAAUAGCUACGAGUUCCCGGUUAUCAUAUUGGCCCUUGGCACGGCAUCAAGUGCCAUUACCCUACCGGUGAUCAUAGAGUCGAUGGAAAAGAAUGUAAAACUACCGGAAAGUGUGACCCGUUUUGUGUUACCCCUGGGUAUGAAUGUCCACAUGAAUGGGUUCGCGAUGUACUACCCGAUGGUCAUCCUAUUUGUGGCACAAAUGCAUGGCAUGGAUGUCGGUGUGCAGCAUAUGGUUAUACUAACGUACGUUCUGUACUUGGUCAAUUAA